AUGUCUAUAUCUCCUACAAACAAAAGAAGGUUCAAGUUAAAAUAUGAAGUUGUAACAGUAUUUAUUAUGAAUAUGAUAAGCCUGGGAUGUAUGUUGAUGACUUUGUUUCAAAAAUAGCAUCUCAUAAAAGAAGAGCUUCAUCUCAAAGCAAAAUAUAGCCAAGUAUAUUGGAGAAUUAUGAAAAUAAAGUUCACAAUGUUUUUGAAAAGUAAAUGUAAGAGGCUGAAAAAUUGCAUAACAAAGUGAAGUACUGUUAUUUUUAAACAGACCAUAGAGAGAUUAGUUAUCUAAAAAGGAACUCAUAGAAAAAUUAGUAGAUCAAAUGUAGGAUCAUUUACAUUAAAAAGAGAAAGAAUUAUUUGAAACAAGCAAUAUAGAAGAUCAAAAGAGAUUGGAAAAGAGGAAAUCAAUAUUUUAUUAAGAGCAAUCCCAUUUAGCAAUGCUUGAAUAAAUGAAGGAAAGAUUUGCAUUCUAGUAAGAAAACAUAAAAUAGGAUGAAAGAAAAAAGUUAAAACAUCAAAUCGAUUCAUCACCAAUGAGAGGAGCUCGUAAAAAAACUAAUUUUGAAUGCCAGUUAUAUGAGUAAGAAUAAAUUGAAUAUGGUCUCUAAGAAUAUUAUAAACUACAGAGAAUCAAAAAAAAUGUUUAAAAAUAAUUAAAUCGAAUGGGAUUAGUUGAUUCAUCCAUUCCUGAUCAAAGAAUUCAUUCACGUAAACAAUCACUAUUAUAAAAUUCAUCAUAAUUAAUACAUAGUAGUUUAUAAACUUAAGAAAAAUCUAAAUCUAAAAGUAAUCCCAAAACUUACAAUACUAAUAAUAUCUUAAAAAGAAUUAAAGAGAAAAUCCAACACAUUCACACUAAUUAUAGUAAUAACAACUCAAUGAGCACUCUUCUAACAUGCUGCGAUCAAGAAAUUUAAUAAUUAAAGAGAAUCGAUAAUGAUAUCUCAAAAAAGAAGAAAAUUUAGAUCAAAAAGUUCAGGGUUAUUUAAAGUGAUCUAGAUGCUAUAGGUUUUAUGAGAUUUCAAAGAACUAAAAUGCAAUGA
Molecule: messenger RNA, 1045 nt
Organism: Paramecium sonneborni
Lineage: Eukaryota; Ciliophora; Oligohymenophorea; Peniculida; Parameciidae
Source: the annotation of a GenBank genome assembly